AUGGGCCCCUACGGGAUGGGGUUCCCUGCAGAUGGCGACGACAACAAUGGAUGGAAGCUCUACAUACUGUCCAUCAUCAUGAUAGUAUCGGCCGGUCUGUUUGUCGUCUUGCGACUAUGGACGCGCAUUUGGUCGGCGCAGACCGGCUGGGAUGAUGGUGCUGUUGUGGGCUCCUGGGUCAUGUCCCUCCUCGUAUCUGUCUUCAUGCAAUUGGCCAUCGAAAACGGCUACGGCAAGCACAAGGCCGACCUACCCACGACCCAUCUCCGCACCGCCUUGAAGCUCUUCUUCUUUGCCCAGACGCCCUACAAGAUCAGCGUCUGCUUCAACAAGGUGGCCGCCAUCCUUCUAUACCUGCGCAUCUUUGUGUCGUCGCGCUUCCGGCUCGCCGCCUUCUCCGUCAUGGCCGUCAUCGUGGCCUGGAGCAUAGGCGGCGUGGCGGCCACCAUCUGGCAGUGCGUCCCCAUCGCCGGCGCCUGGGACAAGUCGGUCAACGCGCGGUGCAUCGACUCGGACAAGUUCUGGGUCGCCUACGCCGUCAUGAAUAUCUUGACCGACGUCAUGGUUCUGGCCCUCCCCAUCCCGUCCAUCCUUGGGCUUCAGCACCUCGGUCGCCGCGACAAGCUGAUGCUAUGUUGCGUGUUUUUACUGGGUGGAUUUGUCACCGUGACAUCCAUCAUGCGGACAACCUCAGUCCAAAACUCGCUCAAGAACAAAGAAGACAUCACCUUCAACUUCAUCGACCGUGGCAUGUGGACGCUCCUCGAGAUCAACUUGGGCAUCAUCAGCGCUUGUUUGCUCGUCAUGAAGCAGCCCUUGGCGCGUAUCUGGCCGAGAAUCUUUCGGUCGCGGGGUCGGAGCGCCCCGGUGGAGAUGCUGCCGAGCAGCGAGAACCUGACCCUGGCGAGGGUCGAGGGAAUAGAAGUAAGCCCGUCGAGCUCACAUCAGCGUGGCUGGCGAGAUCAUCCACGAUUACAAGCAUAA
Pyricularia pennisetigena is the source of this 984-nucleotide messenger RNA. RefSeq lists its product as uncharacterized. Bases 1 to 984 code for a protein of 327 amino acids. NCBI's taxonomy places the organism in Eukaryota, Fungi, Ascomycota, Sordariomycetes, Magnaporthales, Pyriculariaceae. The transcript has 3 exons. The record is from RefSeq and is a predicted model, not a curated record.